UCUGAGCUGUGGGGAGUGUAUUUUCCAACACACUAAUUGCCCAUUUAACCCAGUUGACUUCUUAAGUUGGCCUGAUCGAAUUGGUUAAACUGGACGGGGAAUUGGCCUCCUCAAGUUCCAGCUAACGGGCUGUUGGACGUGAUAAUCCCGAGACAAUAGAGAUGAUUAGUAAUCGGGAAGAUAAGCCAGUUGUUAGUGCAAUACCUGGAGUUUGCAAGGUGGAAUCUAGGUCAAAAGCGAUGAUUCAGCAGGCCCUAGAAGAGAAACAGCCCUAGUGUGCCCCUGAAUGUUUUCAGUAGCGAAAAAGCCCCGAGAGGUUCCUGGGCAGUUCGUCGAUAAGCCAUGAGGAACUUUACAGAAACCAGUCUGGAUCCGAAGGAUCCAAAUAUUGCGAGACUGACCUAAAUACCGCAGCUUGGGCCUGUGGAAUUCUGGCUGAUAUUAUGACCAAGACGAUAAAUUAAAAGAGUUCAAGUUUAGAGCGUAUUUUUAGAUAGGAAGCUGAUUCACUUAAAUAGAGGCCGGUUGUGCUUGGGCAAGGCCAAUCCACUCAAUGUCUUCCACAUUCAUUUGACCAGUGAAACGCGUGAAACUCGCUCAAUCUGAAGCCAGGAAAGUUCAAUUGAUGUCACCAAUUCACGUCAUAGUGUUAUCUGCGUCACAUGUAGUGUUUCCUGUGCCUUUCUGUGGUCGAAAAAAUGCCGGCUUCGCCAAAAAUACAUUUAAAUUGAUUUAUAUUUAGCGGCGCGACUGAUUCGCAUUCGGAAUGAUCGAUUUUAUUGAGAAUUUCCACGCAUUAAAACACCAUAAACAUCCAUCCUGAUCUGAGAGGAUUUAGAGCAAGCCUUGAAUGUAUCAGCCUAUCAGCUCUUGAAGCGGAAUUAAGCGAACAAUCCAGAUCAUUCUGGUCUUGGUAUCGACAAUGCUUAAUGAGGACAAUUGUUAUGUCAUCCUCUGAUCACGAACAGUACCGGAAUAACCUUGUGGUGUUUUUUAGCAAGUGGCAAACCUUGUUAGCAUGCUGGCAAUGUGGACAAAGGUUCUGUUUGCGAAUGUAUGCUAAAAACUAUGCAAACUUGCCACUGGACGACGGGAAGAAACUGCUUAAUUUGGGUUCAAAAUGUUGGGGAACACUUUGGGUCAAUUUGUACUUGACCGGUGAUUUAUUGAAGUUUAGUAGGAGGAAGUGCAAUUUGCGCCCACCACCGCUGUUCUGGGAAGCAAUAAAAUCUACAUAAAGCCCAGAAAAGUGACCGCCAGAGCUUCAAGGCCUGACAUUUUCGGUUCUUGUUCAUGCUUCAAUUGUCCCCAAGCUGAAGAAAGGAUUGCUGGCAUGGACUGCACCGCAUCGUCCCGCUGACUCUUGAGCACCAUGCAGCGCCUUCAUCGGAUAGGAGGCUCGUCUACUAACAAUGGCUCCUCCGAGCUGUCCAGCUCCUCCUUGCUCAGGACCUACGAUGGUAAAAUAGCCGGGCUGUACGAUUUGGAGGAGACUCUAGGCAGAGGCCAUUUUGCCGUGGUGAAGCUGGCCAGGCAUGUUUUCACCGGGGAGAAAGUCGCUGUGAAAGUGAUCGACAAGAGCAAGCUGGAUGAGGUUUCCAAAGCGCAUCUUUUCCAAGAGGUGAGGUGCAUGAAGCUGGUGCAGCAUCCCAACGUGGUCAGACUGUAUGAAGUGAUCGACACUGCCACCAAGCUCUAUCUGAUCCUAGAGCUGGGCGAUGGUGGGGACCUGUACGAGUACAUCAUCAGGCAUGAUCAAGGCUUGCCUGAAGCAAAGGCCAAGGACUAUUUCAGGCAAAUAGUCAGAUCCAUAGCGUAUUGUCAUCAGCUGCACGUGGUCCAUCGGGACCUCAAGCCGGAGAAUGUGGUCUUUUUCAAGAAACUGGGCAUAGUGAAGCUGACCGACUUCGGCUUCAGCAACAAGUUCUACCCGGGCCAGAAGCUAGAAACGUCGUGCGGCAGUCUGGCGUAUUCGGCGCCCGAAAUUUUGCUCGGCGACUCUUACGAUGCCCCCGCCGUUGACGUGUGGUCGCUGGGGGUGAUUCUCUACAUGUUGGUGUGCGGUCAGGCGCCCUUCCAGGAAGCCAACGACUCCGAAACGCUUACAAUGAUAAUGGAUUGCAAGUACGAUGUGCCUCCUCAUGUGUCGCCCGAAUGUCGAGAUUUAAUCUCCAAGAUGUUGGUGCGCAAUCCAGAAAAGCGUGCAACUCUGGCGGAAAUCUCCAGCCACCCGUGGCUGACUGACGGGGUAGAAGAGAGCGCCAGCACUGAUCUCUUGGCGCUGCCGCUCGUAUCCAAGGAACAUCUCUCUGAAGAGGACCACAACUUCAUCAUCCAGAAGAUCGUCAACGGCAACAUCGCCACCAAGGAAGAAGUCCAAGAAUGCUUGGACCGCAAUGAGUACAACCACAUAACCGCCACCUACUACCUGCUGGCUGAGCGGAAGCUGCGAUCAAAGCGUGUGGAUGUGGCGGCGAAAAGCAAACGCCCAGAGAAUCUGGCGGUGUCAAAGACUUUGGGCCCGCCGAAGCGCGAUAGCGGCACUGGCGCUCCGGUUCCCAUUUUACUGAACGUGCCCCGAACCCCUGGGGAUUUGCCUCAGAGAUCGCGCAAAUGCAGCAUUGUCCAGGAAGAUGAGGAGGAGGAAGACAUUUCUUCGUGCUCCGGCAGGGAGGAACUGGGGCCGCCCCUAAACCGCAGAGGCUCGCGAUCGGAAGGCCGUUUGAACUUGGCCUUGCAGGAAAGGCUGGCUGAAAACGAGCGGCGCAAGCCGGCAGAAAAGAUACUGGAAAAGCCCAAGUCGGCAGCGCAGCGCAAAGAGUGGCAAGCUACGAAGAGUUCCAGCGUUUGCGACGCUGUGAGUGAACCGGAGGUGAUUCCCACCACGAUUAUCACGGACUCCUCCACUAUCAGCAUCCCAAUUAUCACCACCAGCACGCCAGUGGACUUUACAGGGAUGCCCAAGUAUAAAACAAUGCCCUCGCCCACCCGGAGCAACAUGGCAUGGCUGGUUUUAUUUGUAGCCCCACGUCCUUCGGUGCACCAUUCCAACCCUCUGCAGCUGAAUGAGAUCUACGAGGAGGGCGUGGAGACGCCGGAGGCUGCGCGGCCCCAAUCGGGCGCCCGAUUCGUGAAACGGACGCCGUACGAGCAGCGCCGCAGCAAAUUCCACAAGUCGAGAACGGCGUCGUGCAGCUCAUCGGACGCCAGCGACGACGACAGCGAAAAGCGCAAAAAACGCGCCCAUAAACUGAACCCGACGCCGACAAAGCCGAUCCAGGGGCGCCGGGAUAGCUACGAUGACAGCAGCGAUUCUCAGGAGCCGGGAACAGGAGCGGGGACGGGGCAGGCCUUGGGGGGCGCCGCCACCACCAUUUCCAGUGAAUCUAGGGGCAGGGAAACCAGCAGUGGGGGGCAGAGCGACAAGGGCGGCGGCACCAACACUGAAGGGGGGCGCAAAAACACCGCGAAUUCUGGCGUGAUGUUGGGCAGGCGGCAUAAAGCCAGCAGGAGGCGCAGCGGCGAAACUCGGCUGAGGGAAAGCCAGUCUCUGAACAGGAUAACUGAGGUGCAGGAGGACAACACUCAUGCCAUAGUAAUAUCGACAACAGUGGUCGGCACUCACGGCCCAUUAACGCCCAAGGUGAAGGGAAUUGGGGCUCGAAUUCUGCAAGGACUGUCGCUAUCGGCGAGGAAACUGCCUCCGGAGGAGAAGAGCGACAGCCCGAAGAGCUGCAGCCAUCACAUAUCGCGCAAAGACACGCUGAAACCGAGCCAGGACAGUCCGGAGGCGAAAAUCGCGCCCCCCGAUAAGAAGAAGCUACGCAUUUUGGGCAAGUACUUCCAAGUGCACAAGAAGCUGUGCAUUCCGUUUCCGGUGAUUUUCAACAAGAACACGCGACUCUACAAGGCGCAGUCCUGCGGCUCGCUCGUCCGGGACAAAAUCACCAAGGCAGAGCCGCCUCUCAGAUGCAGAGAGAGGGCGGUGAGCGUUUUUCGCAACAGCUUAGGCGUUGAGGAUAUCAAUCGAAACAAAAACGAUGCGCGCAGAAAAUCGGCGACUGUUGUCCAGUUGAACAACGUGUGCAAUGAACUGACUGGCAUGUGCGCCAUCCAUCUGGAGCAAACGUCCAAGUGCAGCUUCUGUUGACUGUUCCCAGGGCUCCAAUGGGAAGGCGGUGAGAAUUUAGCCGCAGGUGGGGCUCGAGAGUUUCUUGUUUCGAUUGCUGGCGCAAAACGGACCAAAUGGCUAAAGUGUUCCGUUUUUCACUCUCCUACGGGUAUCCACCUCCACGAGUCUCUCUCGGAUCGAGACCUUUAAGUGCGUCGCAGUUCAGUCUCGGGUAAAGACGGGCCCCACAGACUUCGGUUUUGGGCCAACAGGUAAAAGUUCGGUGUCUGUGUGCAGUUCUUCGGCUCGGGAUGAGGAAGAAAAGCGUCGGUUUGUUGGAUUUUGUAGGGGAAACUCCAUGCAAACUAAGCAGAGUAUCGAGUUUUGCCCAUAAACCUGGCGACCUUUGCACUUUUUUCUGAUCGAUUUGCCUGAAACUGUGUAAAAAGCCCGAAGUCUGUCGUGGCCUUAAGAGAGCAAAUAUCUAUAUUCCCAUUGAUUAGAGUGGUGUGCUAUUGGGAAACUUAGCGGAUGUUUGUUUAAGGGCGCUAUCUCCCUAGGGGUUCGGGAAAUACCUAUUGCAAAAGUAUUUUUUUAGGGAAAAUAUGUUUUCUUCAUAGGCUUAUAGCGGAAGAAAUUGGCAAAAUUCUAGUGCAGACCGCUUUGCAAUAUCUAUCGGAACGCUAAUUUAUUCCCCUGUAAUCGAGUGCUUCCCAAACCCAUACGGAUUCUGACCAGAAACUGAUCCAAAGAGCGUUUAGCGAGUGAAAAAUCGUCACCAUUCUGAUUCAGAAACGUUGAAAUCAAAAUCAAAACCCUUCUAGAGUAUACUAAUAUCAAACACAUUAGUUAAGUAAAUCAUAAUAAUGUAAAAUCAGUGUUAACGAGAUGUAAUUGUUAUAAAUGUUGUUACCCCUUGUUUAA
Messenger RNA from Dendroctonus ponderosae (mountain pine beetle), 5035 nucleotides. It is a transcript of the gene Snrk, whose product is annotated as SNF-related serine/threonine-protein kinase. The transcript has 15 exons. Bases 1373 to 4150 code for a protein of 925 amino acids. Gene Ontology annotation, cellular component: cytoplasm. The record is from RefSeq and is a predicted model, not a curated record. Lineage: Eukaryota; Metazoa; Arthropoda; Insecta; Coleoptera; Curculionidae. Gene Ontology annotation, biological process: microtubule cytoskeleton organization; protein phosphorylation; intracellular signal transduction. Gene Ontology annotation, molecular function: protein serine/threonine kinase activity; ATP binding; tau-protein kinase activity.